AUGAAGCAGAUAUUACCUCGUCUACAUGCACUUGAAGACAUCACGGUGAAGGCUACAACUUCAGUUACAGGCACGAUCGAUGCCGCUACCUCGACAAGUUUUCCAGCUCAGAAAAAGCGCAAGACCGAAGCCUUCUCUUCUGCGCCCGUUGUACUAACCGAUCAAGUUUUACAGUCUCCUGUACUAACGUCAAGUAUUCCCAAUACAUCUGAGAAUGUCUCAAAGAUCGAGUCAAGCAUUAUCAAGCGCGUGGCAUUGAAACGAACGCUUCCGUACACGCCUUCGGUAAGUCCGGCGUCAGCUGAAGACUACUACUUGGUUCUCCAGCGCAUCUGCUCAGGCCAAAUGUCUUGUGAUAGAUUGCCAAUUGCUGGACGUGUGAAGGAGCAUCGCAUCAUUCGUGAGAUGUUGAAAGGCGGAGAGAUACAGACCGGGAGUCUAUUUAUCAUUGGCCCGCCAGGAACAGGCAAGAGUUCGUCCGUGACGGAGUUGCUACUGGAACAAGGCUUUAUUAUGGCUGGAAAUGAUGUCACUACAUUGAAGCGUAACCGAGUCGAGAAGAGUAUAAAGACAGCUGUAAAGCUUAACUGCAGCAUGUUUACGGAUCCCGUAGCUUUGUAUGCUAUUGUGGCACAGCAAGUAAAGAAAGCAACAAGUUGGAAAGUACCGGAGGAAUUUGACCCAUUUGAUAUGGACAAGUUUAUUGCUUUACAACAGUGUGCUGUGCCUUCUACCAUGGAGAUGAUUGCAGUUGUGCUAGACGAAGUGGAUCAGUUGUUACGACUUCCUGUUCGCAUACAGCCAGUGGUGAAAGAUGUCCUCCAUUUCUUUGUGCGAUGGGCCGCUACUGCAGCUCAUAAUGUCAAGUUCUUGGGUAUUAUGAAUGGCGUCGACAUGUAUCAACAAGUAUCGCGGAUUCAUGUAACUCGUGAAAGUGCUCUUGACACGCACAUUCCUCGAGUGGUCUUUGGGUCUUAUUUGCACCCGGAUCUACUACUAAUCAUGCAAAGUUACGUGCUAAACGCAUUAUCGUCAACGAAAGAUAUUGCAGAAGUGGCCAAGCUCAUCGAGCCGCGCGCAAUCGAGCUCAUUGCGAGAAAGGUCGCAGCCCGUAAUGGUGACGCUCGCUUGGCCAUCAGUUUGCUGCAGCAAUCAGCUCGCCAUACGCUUCAACGAAUCGGUAGCUUCGAGACAGUGUCAGCAUCUUCGACACAAGUAAAGGUCACGAUGCGUGACGUAUUCCAGUGUGUGACAUCAAUACUAUCAUCCCCUGUUAUUCAGCAAAUCGAGCAAUUGCCCCGACAAGCCAAAGUGCUCUUGUACGUGAUCACCACCCUUGCUCCUGGCUGCAAUGAAAACGGUAGCAACAACCGCUCCAAGGGAACGGUACGACACUGUGAUAUGAAUAUGGUCAGUGAGAAACUAGCGCAUUUGCGUGGUUUACCACAGACUGCUUGGGUUCCGCGCUUGUCGCGUGAGGAACUUCAAACGCAUCUGAUGUCACUGGACUGUUACGGUCUGGUGAGACAGGGGCGCAGUAAGCGCGGCGAGAAAACUUGGCGGCCUGCCACAAUAAUGUCAGCACACACUUUUUGGUCGAUCAAGCUCAACUCCUGUGUAACAAUGGGUGAAAUCUCGGGCGCUCUACAAGAUGACACAACGCUCUCCAAAUUGCUGUUGUAA
This is a messenger RNA of Peronospora belbahrii, 1683 nucleotides long. NCBI's taxonomy places the organism in Eukaryota, Oomycota, Peronosporomycetes, Peronosporales, Peronosporaceae. The record is from the annotation of a GenBank genome assembly.